This is a messenger RNA of Sycon ciliatum, 2825 nucleotides long. Its product is annotated as otolin-1-like. The record is from RefSeq and is a predicted model, not a curated record. Bases 551 to 2461 code for a protein of 636 amino acids. Lineage: Eukaryota; Metazoa; Porifera; Calcarea; Leucosolenida; Sycettidae. The transcript is spliced from 13 exons.
AGGCUAGGGAGGAGCAGCAGCGGGCCAGAGGUAGCGAGCACAAGACCAUCCGACCGCUACGACCACUAAUAUUAGUAUCGUCCGCUAACGGUUUCUGGGACCAAAUUUGCUUCAAGUUGCCGGCCGGACGGAUUGGAAAUCCUGCAGCGAGCGUGGCUUUGAACCUUUACUCUUUAGCUAGGUCAUCGUGCCCUCGGCCUCUCGUGUGUCAACUGCAGCAUACCGCUACUUCGACUGUCGCCAUUGCUCGACAAUCAGACAUCACAACUGAGAGGUUGUGCGGAGUUGGCCCACAUCCAGUCAUUCCAGCCUAACACAAUCCCCCGCUCAUCGCAACACGAACUUUGCUGAGCUUGUCAGUCGAAUCCUGCAGUGGAAAAAAGUUGAUUGUGUCUUCGUGGUUGACUGCACCUUGUGCACCGGAGCUGUGUUCGAGAUCGUAGUACAGCGCUAAACGUGUUGGUGGCUGCAAAUUCCAUUAGCACGUCUUCUCGUCUUCCGUUCCUCUCUGUUCUUCUUCGCAUCUUAAUCUCUCCUGCCAGUCGCAGUCAUGGCGGGAACGCAUCCCGCGACGCAGUACUUGAUGGCCGCCGUGGCGCUGCUGCUGCUGCUUGUCGGUGGCCGUGUGCACGCUAGGACGGUGGGAGCGCCGUACGGGGCGUGCGACACGAUGAUGCCAUCGCACGGUGCCAACCCGACCUCGGGCAAUCCGGGAUACUCCUUCUCGCACAACAUGUGCCAGGGGUAUCAGCGCAAUACGCUGUAUGACAUCAUUGUACGCGGCCCGGUGUUCAAGGGUUUCUUCUGCCGUGUGCAGAGGAAGGGGAGUACGGUAGCGCGGGAUGCCGUCGGCGAGUGGGAUCCACGUCAUCUACCAUCGUUCACCCGGCAGAGUUCAUGCUCACCACCGUCGAGUGGUGUCACGCAGCUGUCCACCGAGACGCCGUGGAGUGAGCUGCGCUUCAAAUGGAGAUCACCGUCCACUGACAGAGGAGUGUUGCAAAUUACGUGCACAAUUGUACACACAUACACAGUUUUCUACCCGACUAUGCGUAGUGGUGAUAUUCACUACAACCCCACCGCUACUACAUCGCCAGUGCGCUGCGGCAGUCCGUCCGUGUACUUGGUCGCCAAGCCACCCGCCGUGCGCACCCCACAGCCAGCUCCUUCCAACACAGGCAAUGGUGGUGGUGGUGGUGGCGCCACCUGCACACAAACAUGUCCAGCCGGACCGCGCGGACCACCGGGUUCGACCGGCGCUACCGGUCCAGCUGGUACCAAUGGAGCACGUGGAUAUCCAGGACGGGCUGGUGCGACUGGAGCCCAAGGUCUUCGCGGAUAUGGGAUAAAGGGUGCGGCGGGAUCCACGGGACCAGCAGGACCACGAGGAGCUACAGGGCUCCGGGGUUACGCAGGACCAGCAGGCAACCGCGGCUCGAAGGGCGAGCGUGGCGUUGCCGGUCCACGGGGCCCACCAGGUUAUUCGGGCACAGUCACCGGCGGUACCAGUCAGGUCUCCGUGCCCGGACCAAGGGGACAGAAGGGUGAACCAGGCAACGCUGGUCGUCCCGGCGCGAAUGGUAGAGCGGGAGGCGUGGGCAGACGGGGUCAGCAAGGAGCCCGGGGCCAAAAAGGAGACACGGGCACAACCGGUCGCGUUGGCCGACCUGGUGUGAGUGGUCUGAGGGGCCCGGAAGGUCCCCCCGGCCCACCCGGGGGAGCAGCGUCCAUCGCCGGUCCCAGUACGGAAGCCCUGCAGCAGCGUGUCGCCGCAUUGUCCACAUCGGUUGACAACAUACAGACGGAGACGGAAACCCUCGUGAGCCGCGCCGAGAUGGAGAAGCAGCUGGGUGCAGUCAAGGAAAGCCUGUCGGCCAUGAAGGAGGUGAUUCGCAGCCUGGAACUGAAAGUGCGACCACGACCAGUGCCUGAUUGCCCGGAAGUACGCUGUGGCCCACCACCCGCACCAUCAGUGGACAGUGCAGUGCCACAAGGCUGUCAGUGCAGGAGCAGGUUUGGAGUGGAGAACGGAACUAUUCUCGAUAGGCAGAUGUCUGCAUCCUCGUAUAUCGCUGGUGGCGAGGCUCAUGAAGCACGACUGCACACUGGCGAGGCAUGGAUCCCAAGAACAGUCAAAGGUUCAUAUCUGCAGAUUGACUUUGGUAAGGAGAAGAGCAUCACAGGUGUAAUUGUGCAGGGCAAGUACAAGAGUACAUACUGGACGGUGAGCUAUGCCGUGCACGUACUCGGCGUCGACAACACCUGGUCGCCGCUGACCGAGAACGGAGCACCCAAGAUGUGCGAGGGCAAUACCGAUUCGUCGACGGCCGUCAUCUGCGUACUGGACUGCACUAAUCCGGUGCAAACAAGUGCUCUUCGUAUUCUGCCGCAGACCUACAACAACUACGUAGCCAUGAGGGUGGAGAUCAUGGGAUGCUCUGGCAGUACUAUCUUGGCGUAGGCACACGUUACAGGUCCUGUGCGUCCUCCUCCUGCUGCUCCUUCUGCACUCAUUUUCCCUCGGAAUGUGUCGCAUCGGUACAUCUCAACUUCACCGUCCGGCUGUGUGUUGGGUGGAUGAGACGAUCGACUCUUCUUCCAGUUUUACCAUUUCCGCCCAGGUGCACUUUCCAGCCACUUGAUGUUCGAUAUGAAUUUACAUCAUUAAGCAUUUCAAUUAGUUCCUAGGAUUUUUCAUAGUUCAUGACCACAAGCCAUAUUAUUACGGAUUUCAUUAUUCACCCAAUUUCAAUUGUCACAUAAAUAUACAUGUAUGAAUGCUGUGCAUCAAACACCGAAGAACUUCUGAAGAACUUUUAAAAUCA